AUGUUUGAAGGGGUACUGAUUGAAAUGAUGAGUAAACCGGACGGCGGAUGGGGAUGGAUGGUCGCGUUUUCCUCUUUUAUACUCAACGUAUUAAUGAACGGAAUCUUUCUUACGUAUGGAAUUUUCUUCCCGGCAUUCCUCAAGCAUUUUGAUGAAAGUCCUGUUGUCAGCGUCUUGGUGAACAAGUAUGAUAUUAGGAAGGUGGUCGCGGUUGGAACUGUGAUAACCAGUGGCGGACUUUUCCUUUCCUCGUUUUCCCAAUCCCUGAAUGUGUUGUUGAUCUUCUACAGCAUUGUGGGAGGAUUUUUCAUUCCGUCGAAUUUCCUUCCUGUUUGGGCUAGUGAUGUCAAUCUGUCCACGGAGGAGGGAGCAUUUCUCAUUUCAGCAAUGGGCGCAUCCAACACGAUAGGGCGUGUUUUGAUUGGCUAUAUCACGGACAAACCAUGGGCUAACUGUUUGAUUAUAAACAAUAUUGCCCUACUGAUUGGUGGCCUGGCUACGUGUUUUGUACCAUUCUACACCACAUUUGAGACUCUUGUCAUCUAUGCUGUUGUCUUUGGGAUAUCUAUGGCUGUUUUUAUCGUGCUCGGAAGUAUUUUGAUGGCAGAACUGUUGGGGGAACCUAGACUCAACAGUUCGUUUGGAUUGGUCGGACUAAGCAUCGGCCUGUCGGCAUUUGUGGGGUCACCGUUGGCAGGAGCGUUGUCGGACAUCAUUGGCAACUACAAUGUGGCAUUCUACUUCGGUGGCAUCACUAUGGUACUAGGAGGCUUAAUUUGUCUGCUACUCAGACGGAUUUCAAACUGGGAAAUCAGUCGGAGAAAAGAUUUCAACUUAUGUGAUAGAUAUGACGAUGAUCAGAAAAACAAAAAGCCAGGUGUAAAAAUAGUGUCCGUCAAGAAGAAGUUAUCUGUAUUUACGAUAUCAGAUUCCACGAAAGAUAUGAACUGA
This is a messenger RNA of Pecten maximus, 951 nucleotides long. RefSeq names its product monocarboxylate transporter 9-like. The record is from RefSeq and is a predicted model, not a curated record. Gene Ontology annotation, molecular function: monocarboxylic acid transmembrane transporter activity. The coding region runs from base 1 to 951 and encodes 316 amino acids. NCBI's taxonomy places the organism in Eukaryota, Metazoa, Mollusca, Bivalvia, Pectinida, Pectinidae. Gene Ontology annotation, biological process: transmembrane transport; monocarboxylic acid transport. The transcript has 6 exons.